Messenger RNA from Trichophyton benhamiae CBS 112371, 1137 nucleotides. Its product is annotated as metalloproteinase, putative. Gene Ontology annotation, biological process: proteolysis. The transcript has 3 exons. The record is from RefSeq and is a predicted model, not a curated record. The coding region runs from base 1 to 1137 and encodes 378 amino acids. Gene Ontology annotation, molecular function: metalloendopeptidase activity. NCBI's taxonomy places the organism in Eukaryota, Fungi, Ascomycota, Eurotiomycetes, Onygenales, Arthrodermataceae.
AUGAAAUUCUUUACGGCACUCGCUGCGGUUGGUGCCCUCCUGGCGCCAGCCGUCGCUCUCCCAACCCCGGCAUCUGAGGCAUCACACAACCAAACUCUUAGCGUCAGGCUCGUUCGCGCUGGCCACACCAUGGUCAGGGCUAUUGUCACCAACAAUGGAGAGCGUCCUUUGCACCUACUGAGUUUCAACACCAUUAUGGAUGAGAACCCAACCAGCAAGGUUGAUGUAUCCCACGAGGAUGGUGGUGAGGUCGAGUUCCUUGGCAUGCUGCCCCGUUACGACUUGAGCGAUCUGACUGAGGAUCUCUUUACUCGUCUGGCCCCCAAAGAUAGUGUGGAACACCUCUUCGACAUUGCCACAGUCCACGACUUGAAGUGGGACGGCAAGUACACACUCACUGCUCGUGGCGCCAUUCCUGUUGCAGAGGAUGGGGGAACAGAUAUCAUAGACCACGUUUACUACGAAUCCAACGCGCUUGAGAUGGAUAUCGACGCCCGCAAGGCUGCCAUGGUCCCCAGAGCGUUUGACGACUACUUUUCCAAGGGCCUCGACAAGCGACGUCCCCUCGAUAUUUGUAAUCCGAUGAAGGAGAAGGCCCUCAGGGCCGCCCUUCAAGACGCUCAAAAGGUUGCCACGGAAGCUGCAGCCGCUGCUCAAAACAACACAGAGAAAGUCUUUGAGUUUUUCCGCGCCAGAGAUCCUGGAACCAGGAAGGAGGUUUCCAAGCGCCUUGCCUCAAUUUCCGGUGUGGCCACUAUGGACGGUGGCUCUGUUACGUGGUUCUGCUCCGAUGGUCCUCGCCGAUGCAGUCCCAGAAUCAUUGCCUACACCUUUCCAGCUAGGAAUGAGGUUCACCCCUGCUCCCUCUUUUGGCAACUGCCCCACCGCACCAAUGAGUGCCAUCGUCAGGAUCGUAUCGGGACCGUAAUCCACGAAGGAGCCCAUAAUCCAAAUGCUGUCACACCGCACUGCAAGGACCAUGGGUAUGGUUACAAUCGUGCAACUGCACUCUCUCACCAGAGAGCCAUGGGAAAUGCCGACAACUACGCUCUCUUCGCCAACGCGAGACAGCUGGUUUUCUGUCUCCUUCACCUGUUUCUUGCUCUUCCUUUCAUAUACAUAUUUGCGAACUUUUAA